Molecule: messenger RNA, 585 nt
Organism: Penicillium soppii
Lineage: Eukaryota; Fungi; Ascomycota; Eurotiomycetes; Eurotiales; Aspergillaceae
Exons: 1
Coding region: 1-585 (194 amino acids)
Source: RefSeq, a predicted model, not a curated record
AUGAUCACAGCCAAACUAGCAGAGGAUCUCAGCCUCGGUCGUGUUCGGCUAGCCUCUAGGUCCUCCUUCGUUUCACCGCUUGGUUUAGUCCCUAAGCACGACGGGGGAUGGCGCCGUAUCCAUGAUCUAUCCUGGCCCCCUGGACAGGGCGUUAACCAGGGCAUACCGGACCCCUGGUCAGCUAUCGAAUAUAUGUCAAUCGAUAACAUAUACGAGCAGGUCAUACAAGCUAGCCCAGGUUACACAAUAAUCAAGAGAGACAUCAAGGACGCCUUCCGAAUAGUCCCCGUUGCCGAGGAUAAUCAGCACCUCCUUGCCUUCCAGUGGACCGAUUCCACUUAUGUCGAAUGCUGCCUCCCCUUUGGCCUCGCAACGGCCCCGUUUCUCUUCAACCUCUUUACCGAGGCACUCCAUUGGAUACUCCAAUGCCUCCUCCCUACAUUCCAUAUCAAUCAUUACCUAGACGACUUCAUCACAAUUACUCAGUCUCCCUCAGUGUCCGACCCCACGGGUCUUUUUGAUAAGGUCUAUAACAGAGUCACCGACUAUCUACGUAUUCCUCGUAAUACCAAAAAGGACCAGUAA